CCAACACAUUGUAAGGCCGCUACCUCUUGCCACGCGGGCUCAGCGCGUGCACAAGUAGGUCCCACACAAGCAUGCAUCUUCAAUCGAAUAAGGCGUCGCGAGUAUUGGCGACGUCUUUGUAGGCACGUGCCUUCCAGAUGAUCUCCGUUGUGACCUUCACGGUCAGAUGCCCAGCGACUGAUGGCGGGGCACGUACGUCAGUUCAUUUCAUACUUCCAAAUUUCCAAACACAAGACCUUUCAUGCUUUCAUCUCGCAAUUCUCAGCAUGGGUUAUGCGAUACUUUUUGAUUUGAUAAGACUGAAUUCAGACGAGUUCAAUUGUCCCUGCCGUUUCUGUUGUUACUCUCCGUUUCUGGCCCGUCGAUUGGGCCUCUUUACAUGGAUCAUCUUUCUAAAACUCGAGUUUCACUUCUUGCCGGCCAUGGUUACGAGUACUGAAAUGCUGCGAAUUGUACGAUACAAUGUUACGAUAGUCCAGAACAUGUUGUGGAGCGCUGCGUACAUUCGCUCUCUAUAUAUUCUUUCUUCACUAAGCCACCACCAGGACUAUACUGACCGUGGCAAGUUCCCAAACAAAAUAGAGUAUAUAUUGCAUGCAUUGUCUAGGGAUCCCUGUUACUACUACUCUCUCGCUAAAUGUCCCUUGGCUAUUCGUCUCGUAACAACAUUCACAUGCAAAGCUGACCAACACUACUACCAUAGGAGCAUGCACACGGGAAUUUAUCAGCCGACAUGUUCACACUGUCUCCUCAAGCCUUGACAUCUCGCCGCAAAGGCUGGUUGCCCAACAUUGACAUGGUUCCCUGCCCAGACUGAUUGAUUUUAGAUGAUUUCGCAACGGAGCCAGACGUCCGCUUCCAUUUUCCGUGCCACGCCUGAUGAAUACUGGCAAUAUGGUGUUGAGAAGCUAGUCACAUUUACAUGUUAGAGUAGGGAUUUCAUCUUGGUAUGAGACACUGCCAACCCAGAGUCUAUGAUCGCGGAUAUGUUUAUAAGGACCCACGGCAUGCUCUGCAUGAUAUUUGUACAACUCAACGAUCAUCAUGCUGCAUUUUUACCCAGCUAUGCGGUCCAAGAC
Dothidotthia symphoricarpi CBS 119687 is the source of this 1079-nucleotide messenger RNA. RefSeq lists its product as uncharacterized. The record is from RefSeq and is a predicted model, not a curated record. The transcript has a single exon. Bases 138 to 761 code for a protein of 207 amino acids. Lineage: Eukaryota; Fungi; Ascomycota; Dothideomycetes; Pleosporales; Dothidotthiaceae.